Dromiciops gliroides (monito del monte) is the source of this 5923-nucleotide messenger RNA. It is a transcript of the gene SUPV3L1, whose product is annotated as Suv3 like RNA helicase. Gene Ontology annotation, biological process: mitochondrial RNA 3'-end processing; RNA catabolic process. The coding region runs from base 38 to 2365 and encodes 775 amino acids. Lineage: Eukaryota; Metazoa; Chordata; Mammalia; Microbiotheria; Microbiotheriidae. The transcript is spliced from 15 exons. Gene Ontology annotation, molecular function: RNA helicase activity; ATP binding; hydrolase activity, acting on acid anhydrides. Gene Ontology annotation, cellular component: mitochondrial degradosome. The record is from RefSeq and is a predicted model, not a curated record.
CCCUGCCCGGGGGGGCUCCGCUCGAGGCCGAGUGUCCAUGUCGCUGCCGCGGUGCGCGCUGCGCUGGGCCCAGUUCCCAGCCCGGGUGGGCGCCGCGCUGCGGCCGGGCCUGGAGCUGGGCCCGCGGGUGCUGGGCCGGGCCGCCGCCGGAGCCUGGUACUCCUCCUCGUCGUCCUCGGGCGGCUCCAAGGCUCCGAACACGUCCCUCUACGUCCCGCUGCCCGUGAAGCCGCUGGGACCCAGCGCCGCGGGCGACGUGGGAGCGGAGCUCACGCGGCCGCUCAAUAAAGCUGAAGUCAGGAAAGUCUUAGACAGAUUUUACAAGAGGAAAGAAAUACAGAAACUGGGCACCGAUUAUGGCCUGGACGCCCGACUCUUCCACCAAGCGUUCAUCAGCUUUAGAAAUUUUAUUUUGCAGUCGCAGUCCUUGGACGUGGACAUUCACAUCACACUGAAUGACAUCUGCUUCAGUGCAGCUCACGUGGAUGACCUUUUCCCAUUCUUCAUAAGACAUGCAAAGCAGAUGUUCCCAAUGCUGGCUUGUAAGGAUGAUCUCCGAAAGAUCAGCGAUUUACGACUUCCACCCAACUGGUACCCAGAAGCCAGAUCAAUUCGACGGAAGAUCGUGUUCCAUGCCGGCCCUACCAACAGCGGGAAGACUUACCACGCCAUCCAGAGCUACUUGGCAGCCAAGUCUGGUGUCUACUGUGGCCCUCUAAAGCUGCUGGCCCAUGAGAUCUUUGCAAAGAGUAAUGAUGCUGGUGUGUGUUGUGACUUGGUGACGGGGGAAGAACGAGUGAUCACAGACCCCGAUGGAAAACCAGCUGCCCAUGUCGCUUGCACUGUUGAGAUGUGUAGCGUCACGUCCCCUUAUGAAGUGGCCGUGAUUGAUGAAAUUCAGAUGAUUAAAGAUCCAGCUAGAGGGUGGGCCUGGACGAGAGCGCUCCUGGGGCUCUGUGCAGAAGAAAUCCAUUUGUGUGGAGAAGCUGCUGCUAUUGAUAUUGUGACAGAGCUGAUGUACACCACGGGAGAGGAAGUGGAGGUUCGGACCUAUGAGAGACUUACUCCCAUCACCGUGUUGAAUCACGCUCUUGAGUCUUUAGAUAACCUUCGGCCUGGGGACUGCAUUGUCUGUUUUAGCAAGAAUGACAUUUACUCUGUGAGUCGUCAGAUUGAGAUUCGGGGCUUGGAGUCGGCUGUUAUAUACGGCAGCCUUCCCCCUGGGACAAAGCUUGCCCAGGCGAAAAAGUUUAAUGAUCCCGAUGAUCCGUGUAAAAUCCUGGUGGCUACAGAUGCAAUUGGCAUGGGGCUGAAUUUGAGCAUAAAAAGAAUUAUUUUUAACUCUCUCAUAAAGCCCAGUAUCAAUGAGAAGGGGGAAAAGGAAAUGGAGCCGAUCAGCACCUCACAGGCUCUGCAGAUCGCGGGCAGAGCUGGCAGAUUCAGCUCCAAGUUUAAGGAAGGGGAGGUUACUACCAUGUACCCAGAAGACUUGAAAUUACUGAAGGAGAUUCUGAGUAAGCCAGUGGAGCCCAUAGAGGCAGCUGGCCUUCAUCCUACCGCUGACCAGAUUGAAAUGUUCGCAUACCAUCUCCCAGAUACGACCCUCGCCAAUCUUAUAGAUAUCUUUGUGGACUUCUCCCAAGUCGACGGGCAGUAUUUUGUCUGCAACCUGGAUGAUUUCAAGUUCUCGGCAGACCUCAUCCAGCAUAUCCCCCUGAGCCUGCGGGUGAGGUACGUGUUCUGCACGGCCCCCAUCAACAAGAAGCUGCCAUUUGUCUGCUCGUCCCUGUUACAGUUUGCAAGGCAGUACAGCCGGAAUGAGCCUCUGACAUUCUCCUGGUUACGCCGCUACACCAGGUGGCCCUUACAGCCACCGAAAAACAUCAAGGACCUCGUGGAACUGGAAGCCAUUCAUGAUGUUCUGGAUCUCUACCUGUGGCUAAGCUACCGGUUUGCAGACAUGUUUCCUGAUGCUAACCUCGUCCGCGACCUCCAGAAAGAGCUGGAUGACAUCAUCCAGAAGGGUGUGCACAGCAUCACCAGGCUGAUUCGCAUGUCUGAGUCCCAGCGGAUGUUGAACUUGGACAGUUCCCCAGCAGGGAAACAGGACCAGCUGCUCAGGGCUGUGAAGCCCAGCUUGCGGGAAGCAACAGGGGCCAAAGCCACAGAUGCCAUUGUGGCGGAGAGUCUGGCUUCAAAGUCUCUAGCCUCAAAGCUGGUGCGGCAAGGGCGGAUCACACCACACAUGCUGAAGCAGCUGAGGAAGGAGUGGUUAAAGCAGCAGGCGGAGGAGCGGGCUGGGGCAGAGUACGACGACCCCUCAGGGAGGACGAGGAGGAAGAAGAAGGACCCCAACGCUCCUUAGGUUUUCAGUUACAAAAUAAAAGUGGCUUCUGUUUGGAAAGCCUUCUUCUGGUUCGCUCUCGAUCCUGGCUGCUCUCCCCUGCGGCAUGGGCCCCCAGCUGUGUGCCCAGAUCUUGGGGGCACCUGCUGGCAGGGGCUGGUGCUUCAGGCCCCUCACCCCACAUUGUCUGGGAUCACAAGAUCUGUCCUAAGUAACCGAAUGGUGUGGUCUGUGUGUCAUUGGCUCUCUCUGUAGACUGUCGCACAGACCUUCCCUUUGGGUCCUCUCUUCCAGCACAGUGAUGGUCCAUUCCCCAAUUGAUGGGCACUCCCUUAUUGUGCAGUUUUUGCUACUACAAAGAGCUGCUAUGAAUAUUACCUAUGGAUCCUGGUCGUUUUGGGUUUGGCUGGGUCAGAGGGUAUGCGCCGUUCUGUGGCUUGAGACCAGAGCUCCAGUUUUCCACUGAGUCUCCACCGGCAGUGCAUUAGUGGGCCUGCUUUCUGCCGCCCUUCCAAGCCCUUCCAAUUGUUGUCCUUUUCCUUUGCUGGUCUGAAGGGUGUGAGGGCGGAGCUCAGAGUUGUUUUCAUUUGCAGUUUUCUAAUUCAUGAAUGAUUCGGCUGUUGAAGCACUGGAAAGCAUCAUUUCUAUAACUAAUGAGCCCUGGAGCCGUAGUAAUAGGUCAGGCCUUAAGUCCACCCAUCACAUUGAUUCUUGAAAGAUUGAUUCCUGGGCCUCUUGUCCCACUUCUCUGCAGCUUUUCAGACCACGCUUUGAAUGCUCUAGAAUGAAAUGAAUAGAAUUCUCACUGUUGACUCUUGGGGAUCCGAGAAAACUUGGGUUCCUCCCUAGUUAAAGUCAGAGCUGAUGCAGGGUAGACCCCCAGUCCCUGGGUCAAGCUUUCACCUGAUGCAUUGGUAGAAAGGACUGAAUUUGGAUUCCGAUUAGCUGCUUAAUGUCUGCUUUGGGUUAUUUGUUCCUUGUGUCCGUGAACCACUUGCCCGCCUUUCUGAACUUCAGUGUCUGUGAGGAAUUUGAACUCGGUGAGUUCUGUGGCCUAGCCCUUCCUGGCUCUCAGGCCUCCCUGUCAGUUGCCCUCUGAAUUGGGGACGGGCUAAGUGCCGCUCUAGUCCGCUCUAGUCAGACCCCACGUGCCCCAGAACCAAAGCAACCUUGGUUAGGGUGGAUGCUGUUCCCUUCAUUUGGAGGCCGUUCCCUAGUACAGAGUUCAUUGAUAAGCGUUCAUCCCGGAUGGUGAUAGACCAUGUAACUGAGAUGACAAUCUUCAGUCUUCUAACCUUUGCCUUCUGAGGAGCUCAGGGUUGAAUGCACCUCUUCAUGAGGCUGAAGCAUGUGGAAGGGUGUGGCUCUCCUACCCUCUAGAGUUCAUCUGGCUUUUCCAUGCUUUAGAACAGAAUAGAAAGUCAUGUUCUUCCUCUCUGAAAAACCUCUAGAGGGGCAGCCAGGUGGUGCAGUGGAUAAAGCACCGGCCCUGGAUUCAGGAGGACUGAGUUCAAAUCCGGCCUCAGACACUUGACACUUACUAGUUGUGUGACCCUGGGCAAGUCACUUAACCCUCAUUGCCCCACAAAAACCAGACCCAAAAAAACCCCUCUAGAAUGGGCUUAACCCACCAACCCAUAGAACUGACCCUAUUGCACUUCUCCAUUGUGAUGAAUGUACCUGUGAAAUGAGGGCUCUCCCAGCCCUCUUCCCCUCAUUCUGUGAAGCCAGUGAUAAGGCUGUGAGUUGGAGGGGGCCGUGAGGGAGGGCAAGUGGCCAAAACCCUCAGAGGAAUAGUUAGUCCCUCUGUGGUCUUUGAGUCACGGAGAGGGAACCACUCCCUAGAUCAGGAGUUUGCUGAAGUAGGUGAGGGGGAAAGAUGGGCUGGGGGCUGCUUCCCAGCCCGAGAGCUUGAGAGGGCCUGUAAUAGCCACACUUGUCUUUUAGAAAGAAACUUGCUUGCUAAUCAUUGUAUACGCUGAGCUGCAUAAGUUUUAUGUGUGAAGUUCUCCUUCAGCCAAGUCUGGGGGGAAGGGGGUUAUGUUGGUUGGAAAGUAGGCCACACCCUUUAAAAGGAGCCAAAGGAAAACAAGUGAUUCUACUAAUCACAUCAAACUUAAUGUGUGGGUAAUAUAUAUAUAAGGGGUUUUAUAUAUAUUAUGCCAGUCACCACAUUGCUAUAUGUGUGUAUGUAUAUCUGUAUACACACACUCGACUGUGAAAGUUGAUGUAUAUUUAUUUAAUUCAAAUUAAAAUGCUGUAUCCCUUUUUAACCCUGCUUUUUUUUUUCUUUUUUGUUCCCCAACAUUGUGGUCUCUGAUUUGUUCAAGAUAGAUUUGUCAUGUUCUACAAGGGCAGCCUGCUAUGGGGAUUUUGUGCCUGCUCUUUCCACAGGUUCCAAAGGACGCCGAAGUGCUCUCUGGAUAAUUGUUAGAUUCAGUUGGAUAAACCUGAGACCAGAGCACAGGCCCCUUUCUCUGGCAUCGUUUGGCUGCAUAGAUCUGUGCUUGUUAGGAAUGACAACGCCUGUAGUCUGGAUCUUCUGCAGGUUUCUGUCUCAGAAAUGCUUAGAAACGCACAAAGAAAACUUAGGCUCUUUCCACACCUAGCCUGGCUCCUGAGUCACAAAUACAUGGAGUGUUGAUCUUCUGUGAUGUGUUUGUAUGUCGGCCUCCCACCUUUAUCCUUCAGAUCAAGACUUGUUAAGGAAUAAUACCCAUUUCUAUUUCCUAAGAGCUGGUAAGUGAUGCAGACUUAAGAUGUCUGUUUGGUUUCACAACUUCAGAAGUAGCUGUUCAUAAAUCAUUAAUUGUUGUAAAGCAGGCAAAUAAUUUCAAGCCAGAUACUUUUUUUUUUAAUUUCUUUUUUUUUAGUGAGGCAAUUGGGGUUAAGUGACUUGCCCAGGGUCACACAGCUAGUAAGUGUUAAGUGUCUGAGGCUGGAUUUGAACUCAGGUACUCCUGACUCCAGGGCCGGUGCUCUAUCCACUGCGCCAUCUAGCUGCCCCAAGCCAGAUACUUUUAAGGAAAAUCAGACUGGAGUAAUUCCUAGCAUCUCCCACUAGUGCCACUAUUGGUUUUUUGGAGCAAAAGUACCCUGGCUGGGAUGAAAGAUGAUCUGUUUGAACUGUACUUCUAAGCAUCUAACAGAAUGUGUCACGAUUAUAAAAUAUCAAAGCUGGUUAGCCUGUCUCUAAGGGCCUUCUCAGCUGUGACAGUGCAUUUUUCCUUUGUUGCAUAAUCACUGUGACACUGGCCCUUUUCAUAAGUACGUGGGAGCAAGAAAGGACCUCAGAAGUCAUUACAUGCAGGAGUCCAAAGAUUUUUUGGUCCUUGUGUCUUUUCAGCAAACUUUCCUGCACCUCCUAUUCAAUAGGAAAAAUAAAUUAUACAGCAAAUAAGAAAUAAAAUAGGAAAUUUUUCAAAAAUGACUGGGACGUGAUUUAAGAGUAUAUCCGGGGGGGCGGCUAGGUGGUGCAGUGGAUAAAGCACUGACCCUGGAUUCAGGAGUUCCUGAGUUCAAAUCUGGCCUCAGACACUUGACACUUACUGGCUGUAUGACCCUGGGCAAGUCACUUAA